Messenger RNA from Abrus precatorius (Indian licorice), 4211 nucleotides. Its product is annotated as nodal modulator 1. The coding region runs from base 864 to 3869 and encodes 1001 amino acids. Gene Ontology annotation, cellular component: endoplasmic reticulum membrane. The transcript is spliced from 27 exons. Lineage: Eukaryota; Viridiplantae; Streptophyta; Magnoliopsida; Fabales; Fabaceae. Gene Ontology annotation, molecular function: carbohydrate binding. The record is from RefSeq and is a predicted model, not a curated record.
AUCCACCUUCGGUUGAAUUCAUCGCCUAACAUCAGAUCCAAAAUGUCGAUCAGAGAUGCGUUUCUAUGCUUCUUAUUCAUCGCAACUUAUUCGAUUUCAGCUGCUUCUGCGGAUUCCAUCUAUGGCUGCGGUGGAUUUGUCCAGGCGAGUUCUUCGUUGGUAAAGUCGAGGAAACAAACUGAUUCCAAAUUGGAUUAUUCAGCUGUCACGUAACUGUAACAACGUUACUGGUUUGCCUGGAGUCCUUGCGUUCAAAAUGGCAUAUUAUAGAAAAACAAGACAUGCAUAAGAAAGCCCCUUCAUGUCCCUUUUUAUAAGCUAUUUUGUGGUAAACUACUGGGAGGAGGAUGCGGUGAUACAUGCACAAGGGAAUUCCUGUUUUUUUAAUUAGAUAAUGAUGCACUCGUCUCAAUUUGCACUUUUAUGGCAUUUAAUUGAUCCAUUUGUUGUAGGUUGAGCUACAAACAGUGGAUGGACUGGUAAAGGAUAGAACACAAUGUGCUCCAAAUGGAUACUAUUUUAUUCCAGUAUAUGACAAGGGUUCCUUUGUAAUUAAAGUCAAUGGUCCUGAAGGAUGGACAUGGGAUCCAGAAAAGGUCUCAGUGGUGGUUGACAAUCAUGGUUGCAAUGGCAAUGAAGAUAUAAAUUUUCGUUUCACAGGGUUCACUAUAUCUGGUAGAGUUGUGGGAGCUGUUGGGGGAGAAAGCUGCUCAGUUAAAAAUGGAGGUCCUUCCAACGUUAAAGUUGAACUAUUGUCCCUUUCUCAGGAUCUUGUCUCUUCAGUCUUAACUUCAUCAACAGGGAGUUACUUGUUUACAAAUAUAAUUCCUGGAAAAUAUGAACUCCAUGCUUCAAAUCCUGAUAUGAAAGUUGAAGUUAAAGGUUCUACACAGUUGGAAUUGGGCUUUGGAAAUGGGGUAGUUGAUGAUGUUUUCUUUGUCCCAGGGUAUAGUAUUAGUGGAUUUGUUGUUGCUCAGGGAAAUCCAAUAUUAGGAGUCCAUAUUUUCUUAUAUUCGGAUGAUGUUUCUGAGGUAGAAUGUUUGCAAGGUUCUGCUAGUGGUCCACGGCAAGGAGUAGCCCUCUGCCAUGCUGUAUCAGAUGCGGACGGAAAGUUCACAUUUAAUUCAAUACCUUGUGGAAGUUAUGAACUUGUGCCCUACUAUAAGGGUGAAAAUACAGUAUUUGAUGUUUCCCCGCCCAGUGUCUCAGUUAAUGUUAAGCAUCAGCAUGUAACUGUGCCGCAAAAAUUUCAGGUAACUGGAUUCUCUGUUGGAGGCCGUGUAGUUGAUGGAAAUGACAUUGGAGUGGAGGGUGUCAAAAUCAUAGUUGAUGGUCAUCAAAGGUCUAUUACUGACAUUCAAGGAUAUUACAAGCUUGAUCAGGUUACAUCCAAGCAUUAUACCAUAGAGGCACAAAAAGAGCAUUACACAUUCAAGAAAUUGGAGAAUUAUAUGGUAUUGCCAAAUAUGGCUUCAAUAGAAGAUAUUAAUGCCAUUUCAUAUGAUCUUUGUGGUUUGGUUAGGAUGGUUAGUGGUGGUCUGAAAGCAAAGGUGGCUUUGACUCAUGGACCUGAUAAUGUGAAACCACAAAAGAAACAAACAGAUGAAAAUGGAAACUUCUGCUUCAAGGUUCUACCUGGUGAAUAUCGCCUGUCAGCUAUUGCUCCUACUCCUGAGGAUACUGCUGGACUCAUGUUUUCUCCAUCUUAUAUUGAUGUUGUGGUCAAAAGCCCGUUGUUGAAUAUUGAAUUUUCUCAAGCUCUGGUCAAUAUUCACGGUGCUGUGGCCUGCAAGGAGAAAUGUGGUCCGUCUGUAUCUGUUACCCUUAUGAGACAGGUUGAUAAACAUAAUGAAGAGAGAAAGACAAUUAGCUUGACCCCCGAGAGUGAUGAAUUUCUGUUUUCAGAUGUUAUUCCUGGAAAAUACAGACUUGAGGUCAAACAUAGUUCACCUGAAUCAGUGACCUUGGAAGAUAAUUGGUGCUGGGAGCAGAGCUUCAUAGAUGUAAAUAUUGGAGCUGAGGACUUAAAAGGAAUCCUUUUUGCUCAAAAAGGCUAUUGGGUGAAUAUUAUCUCCACUCACAAUGUUGAUGGUUACAUGACUCAACCAGAUGGUUCAACUGUGAAUUUGAAGAUUUUGAAAGGUUCCCAGCGUAUAUGUGUGGAAUAUCCUGGCGUACAUGAAUUUGUUUUUGUUGACUCGUGUAUUUUCUUUGGGAGUUCAUCAGUGAAAAUUGAUACACAUAAUCAAUUGCCUAUCCAUCUAAAAGGAGAAAAGUAUCUUCUCAAAGGACAGAUAAAUGUGCUGUCUGGUUCACUUGAUGCAUUGCCUGAGAAUAUAGUUGUUGAUAUUCAUCAUGAUGGAGCUGGUGAUAUUGAUCAUGCUACAGCUACAUUAAAGUCCCAUGAGAAGGAUCAAACAGCUAUAUUUGAGUAUUCUUUUUGGGCCAAUCUCGGAGAAAAGCUUACCUUUGUUCCAUGGGACUCAAGGAACGAUGGGCAGAAAAAACUUCUAUUUUAUCCUAGGGAGCAUCAUGUAUCAGUGACAGAUGAUAAUUGUCAAGCUCAUAUUCCAACAUUUUCUUGUCAACUGGGUGUAUAUUUUGAAGGGUCAGUUUCACCUCCUCUUUCUGGCGUUCAUAUCAGGGUUUUUGCUGCUGGAGACAGUAGCAUUACUGCACUUAAAAGUGGUGAAUUAGUACUUGAAACAAGCACUGGGACCGAUGGUUCUUUUGUGGCAGGUCCUCUGUAUGAUGAUGUUGGUUACAAUGUUGAAGCUUCAAAGCCUGGAUAUCAUUUAAAACAAGUUGGGCCUUAUUCCUUUACUUGUCAGAAGCUUAGUCAAAUUUCAGUACGUAUACAUCACAAAGAUGAUGCCACAGACCCUAUUGCUUCUGUUCUCUUAUCUCUGAGUGGUGACAAUGGUUAUAGAAACAACUCAGUAUCUGGGACUGGAGGGACAUUCCUGUUUGAUAAUUUGUUUCCUGGAAUGUUCUAUUUACGUCCUGUUUUAAAGGAGUAUGCUUUCUCACCUACAGCACAGGCAAUAGAGCUUGGAGCAGGGGAGUUUAGAGAAGUUAUUUUUCAGGCCACGCGUGUAGCUUACAGUGCUACAGGCAAAGUCACCUUGUUGUCUGGCCAACCCAAAGGAGAAGUUUCAAUUGAAGCCCGGUCAGAGUCAAAAGGCUAUUUUGAGGAAACUCUGACAGAUUCUUCUGGAAAUUAUCGUCUGAGAGGAUUACUGCCUGAUACUGUCUAUGUUGUUAAAGUAGCUAAAAGGGAUGUUGUGGGCAGUUCUAAUAUAGAGCGUGCAUCUCCAGAUUCUAUUGGUGUCAAGGUUGGAAAAGAGGAUAUCAAGGGUUUGGAUUUUAUAGUUUUUGAGGAACCGGAAAUGACAAUUAUAAGUUGCCAUGUCGAAGGAAAUGGUACAGAUGAACUGCGUAAACACCUGAUGGUUGAAAUCAGGCCAGCUAGUGACACAACCAGGGUAGAGUCAGUCUUCCCCCUGCCAAUUUCUAACUUCUUUCAAGUCAAGGGCUUAUCAAAGGGCAGACACCUUCUACAGCUUCGAUCUGGUCUCCCAUCAAGCUCGCUCAAAUUUGAAUCUGAUAUUGUUGAGGUCGACUUGGAGAAAAAUAUUCAAAUCCAUGUGGGCCCACUGCGAUACAGGAUUGAAGAUCAGCUGAAGCAGGAGUUGACUCCAGCACCAGUAUUCCCUCUUAUAGUUGGAUUUGUAGUUGUUGCACUAUUUCUUAGCAUGCCAAGAUUGAAGGAUUUGUAUCAAGCCACAGUAGACAUACCCACGCCAGGACUCAGUGCGACUUCAAGAAAAGACGUGAGAAAGCCAACGUUGCGAAAGAAGACAUAUUAAUUCUCCUUUCCGACCAAAGGAGGCAUACGGUAGCAUAACUUCUCUUAGUUGAGUUACUCUGAUAGUAUUCACGUUAUCUGAUAGGUUCGUAUGGGCAGAAUGCAAAAUAGAAUGUAAUUAUUAAAUCUUCCUUGACUGUUUGUAUCAUUUUUGUACUUCACUUUUUGGCUGAGGAGCAAAGGUAAAUGGAAGCAAUAUGUAUCUGUUGCUGGUCAAUUUUUAUUUUUUCGCAUCCAAGGUAUUAAGCACGAACGUUUUGACACUUUGGAAGUGCCGGUUGUUUAUCAUACAAUGAAAGAACUGGGUUUUGCAUUUUAUUAAGGGAAUGAAUAAUGCUAUUCG